Molecule: messenger RNA, 2367 nt
Organism: Recurvomyces mirabilis
Lineage: Eukaryota; Fungi; Ascomycota; Dothideomycetes; Mycosphaerellales; Teratosphaeriaceae
Exons: 1
Coding region: 1-2367 (788 amino acids)
Biological process (GO): positive regulation of transcription by RNA polymerase II
Cellular component (GO): nucleus
Molecular function (GO): transcription cis-regulatory region binding; DNA-binding transcription factor activity
Source: RefSeq, a predicted model, not a curated record
AUGAAUGCAGUGGACUUUGGUGAAGGCAGUCUGAAGAGCUUCUAUGGCUAUCGAGAGACAUUCGACAGUGGGCUGAAGUGGGUGGACAUACCGCAGAACUUGACGUUCGUGCAUACCAAUAAUCCGUACGACGACGAAGAUGCCGAGGAAGGUGCCCAGGUCGAUGACUAUCAACCUCAUACCGCGGUCCAACAGCAGGCACCACAGCACGAUGAUGGUGCCACUUAUGCCGAGUUCGCCAAAAGUCUGGCGAUGCUUGCUAACAACGCGACCGAGUAUCACGAAAACGUGCCAAGCUGGGACACAACUCAGGCGGCGACAUAUCCCAACUAUGCCACGCAAGGCCUCGAGGCACUGAGUGCCGUCGCGAGCCGAGAUCAGUACAACUACGCGCCGCCUCCAGCGAUGAUGACACGCGGCGAGCAAGCACCCUCUCACCAGUCUCCAGCCAUUGGAUCAAGCAGUCAGCAAGCUACUCCAGUCAUGGGUCCACCACACAACAAUUUGGAGUUCAUCCUCAAUCGCAAUAGCGCAGACGCUACACCUGGCGAGACCAACCUCGACCCGCAACUGAAUUCACCAACCCCGACUGGUGCCGGCCCUGGUCAGCCGCCACAACAACAGGACUUUUCGCAACAUUCAACCAACCAUGUACGUACUCCAUCGUACAGCUCCACAUUUGGCGGGCCUCGCUUACAGUCCAAAGGAUCCAAUCAUCAACAGCCUCGACGAAAUGGUAUAGAUGACCCAGAGCUCUCUUUCUUGCUACGAGAUUUCGCCGAGCGUGCUGGCGUCUGGAUGGACCUGUUCGAUCUAUGGCUGUUCUUCGCUAUGCAGGUGCCAGUGUUGGCUGUGAGAUGCCCACUGCUAUUAUAUUCAUGUGCUGCCUGCUCGGCGAAGAGUCUGGCAAGGGUGGACGGCAGGAAGCCGGUAAUGGGAGGUCAGAUCACGCCAUCGCAAAGAUGUCGAAUGGAGUUUUGGCCACGAAGAGUACCCGAUGCAGAAGGCUGGGUGCGAAAAGCCAGAGAGUACUACGACCAGGCUGUGUCAUUGUUGCGGCAGGCGCUGGCCAGAGGAGUGGCUAAGCCAAGCGAUUCAGCUCUAUUUGACGAUGCGGCGGACGAAGCUCCGCCCACUCCGAAGGAUCCCUCCUUACCCACCACUGAAUCCGAUGAGCUCGUAGCUGCGACUGCUAUACUGUGCGUGUAUGAAUUCCUCGAUGCCUCUGGUCCUGAGUGGAGCCGGCAUCUUGAUGGAGCAAAGACAUUAUUUGACAUAGCCAAAGAUCGCAUGGUCCCACUGACGCUUCCACCUUCGCCUGCAUCAUCACCCAGAUCCAUGCUACAUCGGCUGAGUACGGCAUCAAGCGCGAGCCGUCCUUCCAUACCUCGCCGACUCAGCCAGGGACGAAGAGCAGUAUUCUGGAACUUCGCCCGGCAAGAUAUGCUGGCUGCCUUCAUAAACAACACGUCUACGCGACUGGACACUUUCGAUACAGCUAUGUGGCGAAAUGCUGGUCUGAAGCUGAAUGUCGAGGGUUCUGUCUGUCCUUCAAACCCGCAGCACGCCGACUAUGCACCCGAGAAUGCUAUGUCUGACGAUCUGAUUGCCAACGCUCUGAUCUGGCUACAGCAGAAGCUGGUCAACUUCAUCGCAGCUGGCGAUGACGUACCACGCGGGGUGUGUCCUCUUGGCCUAGGAGUUCGCCAGCAAGAGUUACUCGAGUACUGGGAAGGUCUGGACAAACAAUUGCAAAUCUGGUAUCAAGGCCUGCCAGAGAACUUUGUGGCGACGGCCAUUCGCCCAGCCGCGUACGAUGCGAGUGGGAGCCUCACAGCGAUCGAACAGCAAUGGCAUCCCAGACCCAUGUGCGCGAGUACCAUGCAAAGCUAUCACUUCGCCCGCAUCCAACUCCUGCACAAUAAACCUCACGUCUCGACCGCCACACCCUUCACUUCAGGCUCGCCCAGCAGGCCAAAGUCCACCACGCCUGCACCCCUGCCAGGAACACCAGAUGGAUCGUCCCUAGCGGCAAGACACGCAAGCUACGCCAGCAUCCUCCAACAAUCACGUAACCAUGCCAAGGAAAUCGUCGCUAUCGGUCUCGGUCGCACCGACGAAGGUGCCAGGAUCCACUCGGUGCAACCGCUCUGGACGGCUGGGUUGGUGCUAGGUGGCGACAUUAAGGUCGAGGAGGGUGGCGGGGUCGAUACCGAGACGGAGAUGUGGAGACGAUGUAUUCUUGCGCAGUUGAGAGCGAUUGAGUACGAUAUUGGGUGGGCUAGUGAGUAUCGGGUCAGGAAUCUGCUCGAGUUGUGGGGCCUGCCUAUGGAUUGGGGUGUUGAGAUGACUCAGGUAGUAGGCUGA